UCUGCUUCUUCUCUUGCAGUAUCGCCGCAACGGUAUUCGGGUACGCCGGUUUGUGCCGUCGCGACACCCUUUCACGCUACAAUUUCACCUUUCUACAAUGGCCUAUUUACCGCCGUUUUGCUUCAUUUCCUCAUUGUCCUCUUCUCGAUGCUAUCAUCGAUCUUGACCUUCAUCCUCUCCAUCGACUUCGCUGCCCGCGCAAUUCCAAUGUGACAUUUAUCCUUGUCAUUAGGAAGUUCGUUAUUUUGGAGAUAAGAAUUUUCUCACAAUUUUCACGAGCAAUUUCGAUCAGUUUUGAUCCGCGAGAUUGUGACUUCUCUAUCGUGGACCAGAAAGAUCUGCUACUUGUGGGACAUCGGACAUUCGGAAGCAGAAGAAUUAAACUGCAACAAGAUCAAAUAAGAAUGGCGUUAACGUUUUGGGAGAAGAUACUAUUGGUAAUAAUAGCGCUCAUCAGCUUGAGAAUCUUUAUAAAAGCCUCUCUUCUAACAUGGAGAAAGUUGAUUGCUCCGAGUCUUGGUUUCGGGAUUGAUUUACGAACUCAAGGAAAAUGGGCGGUGGUUACCGGUGCGACCGACGGGCUUGGAAAAGCGUUCGCCAAAGCCCUUGCCGAAAAGGGUCUGGACAUUGUCCUGGUGUCGCGAUCCAUGUCCAAGCUGAAAGACGUGGCUGCCGAAAUCAAGCAGAAAUACGGGGUUGAAACUCGCGUCGUGGAAGCUGAUUUGACAGAGGGACAAACAGUUUAUGCCGAAAUCGCCAAAGUGACGGAGGAUUUGGAGGUGGGAGUCCUCGUUAACAACGCUGGUACCAGUUAUGAUCAUCCCGAGUUGUUUACAAACGUGUCGGAGGAAGUUCUCGCCAAAAUACUGCAAUUAAACGUGGCCGGCGUAACAGGGGUCGCGAGGGCAUUGUUACCCGGCAUGAUGAAGCGAAAAAAGGGAGUGGUGAUAAACGUCAGUUCAAUGGCUGCCGCUAUACCGAGUCCUUAUUUGUCGGUUUACGCCGCUAGUAAAGCGUACAUCAACAAACUUAGCGCUGAUCUAGCAGCAGAGGCGGGGCCAAGAGGUAUCACCGUCCAGUGCGUUCUUCCUGGACCUGUUGCUACCAAAAUGUCAAGAAUAAAACGAUCAACAUGGAUGGCGCCAACUCCGGAGAAAUUCGUUGAGGCGUCGUUGAAAACAGUCGGCAUAGAGUCGCACACGACUGGCUAUCCACCUCAUUCCCUGAUGGUCGGAUUCGUAAACGCCCUUCGUUAUUUGUGCGAAGCGGGCGCGGUGUGGCUAGUGACAAAGACAAUGCUUAACAUAAGAGGUCGUGCCCUUCGGCACAAGGCGAAAGCAAAAGCGAAGGCUCAAGAAGUAUCGCAGCGCGAUGUUAUCAGUACAGAUUAAUUAUCAAAUAAAAGUGUGCGUUAUAACCGUUAUAAUAACGACAUUUUUUAGGCUUUGCUCGUUCAGAUAACACAAUCUCCUCCAAGGGACGUCUUGAGCAUGUCCUCCGGACAUCUGGAUGUUCUAUGGAUGUCCUUUGAAGGUCUAUGUUUCCCAGACAAUUGUACUUUUCGAGAACAAUUUAAUUAAUGUUUUACACUACGCAUGUGUGAUGCGAUUUAUUACAACGAAUAAAAUUAUUUCAGUUAAUAAUUAGUUUUGAUACACACACACAUACACACACACACACACACAAAGUAAAUGAUAUGUGAUAUAAAAAAUACGAUUCUUCAAUAUUACUUUUUUAAUUAUUGAAUGAAGAGAAUAACGUAGGAAGAUACUUCAAGAAAUAAAACCGUCGUCAAUCAACAGUACUAAAAAGAUCUUAAAGUCAAACCACAUACUGAGAUUGAAGAAUGUGAAUUAGAAGAGAUCAGAAUUUGACGAAAUUAGUUCGGAUUUUAGUUCGUUUUGUCUCAAUCAAAUUUCAAAGUAGUCAUUCACAGUUCUAAAUCUCUAAUAUUUAUUUUAAUUCUAUAAUCUACGUUACAAGCAGUCACAAGUUUUUACUGAUAAAUCAAAAUCAUAUUCAACAAUAGGGCAAAAGAAUCUUUGAAAUAAUUAAAAAACAGCUUCAUGACAAGAAAAACUUUCCACUUUCGAAUCUACUUUCGAAUGGUGCUUCAUUUUAUUUGUAUGUUCAGUAAUGAGGAAAAAUGAUUUAUUUGCUAAUAAUUUAUAUUUCAUAGAAUCAUGGAUAAGAAGACGUUACAAGAAGUUUCAAGAAGCCCCAAGAAGUUCCAUGUUACAAUUACAAAGAACUAUUGUUCGGUCAACAUUAUGAAUCUGUACAUGUAUGUGUGUGUACGCACGUGUGUAUGUGUAUGUUUUUGUAUGUAAGGAUACAGGAAAAUAUACUAAUAUUAAAAACAA
Molecule: messenger RNA, 2363 nt
Organism: Harpegnathos saltator (Jerdon's jumping ant)
Lineage: Eukaryota; Metazoa; Arthropoda; Insecta; Hymenoptera; Formicidae
Product: hydroxysteroid 17-beta dehydrogenase 12 spidey
Exons: 4
Coding region: 405-1391 (328 amino acids)
Cellular component (GO): endoplasmic reticulum
Molecular function (GO): oxidoreductase activity
Source: RefSeq, a predicted model, not a curated record